Vespa mandarinia (Asian giant hornet) is the source of this 654-nucleotide messenger RNA. Its product is annotated as tubulin-specific chaperone A-like. Lineage: Eukaryota; Metazoa; Arthropoda; Insecta; Hymenoptera; Vespidae. Gene Ontology annotation, cellular component: cytosol; microtubule cytoskeleton. Gene Ontology annotation, molecular function: beta-tubulin binding. The record is from RefSeq and is a predicted model, not a curated record. Gene Ontology annotation, biological process: tubulin complex assembly; post-chaperonin tubulin folding pathway.
UAAUAGAAAUUUUGGAUUUAACGUUUGUAUUAAAUUUUCAUAAUAUAUGGUCUUAUGGCCUUACUGCAAUGGUUAUAUUUGAACGCACUCUGCAACUGCGAAGCUUACCUAACCUAUAAACCUAACAGUUUCACGUACCGCUUCAUUUCUAUUCAAUCAUCUUACCUUAAAAGGUAAUAAUUGGACUGUUUGUUAUAAAAAGAUAGAGAUAAGAAAAAAAAAAAUAAUUACAAGAUACAAUUGUUAACUAAAUUAAUACACGAAAUGUCUGAUCCGCGUAUACGAACUUUAAAAAUUAAAACCGGAGUAGUAAAACGUCUUGCUAAAGAAAAAGUUACUUACGAAAAAGAAGCAGCCCAACAACGUCAAAGAAUACAGCAAUUAAAAGAACAGGACAAGGAUGGAUAUGAUAUUAAGAAACAAGAAGAAGUUUUACAAGAAUCUCUUAUGAUGGUACCGGACUGUCAACGUCGUCUUGUAAAAGCUUUCGAAGAAUUAAAGGGUAUUUUGGAUACGGAACAGGAUUUAAAAGAAGCUGAGGAUUAUAUAGAAGCGGAAAAAGUAUUGCAAGAAGCCGAAGCUCAACUCCCUAAAGAAGGAGAAAUUUUGGAAAUGUGUUAGACGAAGAUUAAUGUCCAAGUUAAAUCUUUUCUA